Messenger RNA from Marmota flaviventris (yellow-bellied marmot), 460 nucleotides. It is a transcript of the gene Rumy1, whose product is annotated as family with sequence similarity 72 member A. Lineage: Eukaryota; Metazoa; Chordata; Mammalia; Rodentia; Sciuridae. The record is from RefSeq and is a predicted model, not a curated record. Gene Ontology annotation, cellular component: cytosol.
GUGGGACGCUAUGUCUACAAACAGUUGUAGCUUCAAGGACCGAUGCGUGUCCAUCCUGUGUUGCAAAUUCUGUAAACAAGUGCUCAGCUCUAGGGGCAUGAAGGCUGUUUUGCUGGCUGAUACUGACAUAGACCUUUUCUCUACAGACAUCCCUCCUACCAAUGCAGUGGACUUCAUUGGACGAUGCUAUUUCACCGAAAUCUGCAAAUGUAAACUUAAGGACAUCGCGUGUUUAAAAUGUGGGAACAUUGUAGGUUAUCAUGUGAUUGUUCCAUGUAAUUCCUGCCUUCUUUCCUGCAACAACGGACACUUCUGGAUGUUUCACAGCCAGGCAGUUUAUGGUAUAAACAGACUUGACUCCACUGGUGUAAACUUCCUGCUUUGGGGCAAUUUGCCAGAGAUAGAAGAGAGUACAGAUGAAGAUGUGUUAGAUAUCUCAGCAGAGGAGUGUAUUCGAUGA